UUCAGAGUGAAACUUUUCCUCGAGCGUCCUUCGGUUUGUUUGUUGUCCAGAAAAGCUGAAAAGACUCGCGCAUCCCAGCCAGGAGACGCCUAAUUGUCAUGGAAAUUAGACAACACUCACAGACUCGUCCUCUGAAGGUUGCGCUGCUAUUGAAGAGCGCUCAUAUGGAUUUGGCAUCAAACACCGAGUAGUGUGAUAUCCCAUGGGGGUGGUUACCAUCAUGGCCCCAGACUCAUCCUUGCAACCUCAAGCCCUGCCCCCUCCUUCAGGCAAGCCAUGUAGCAGCAGCCCUGUGCUUGGUCACAGCUUGGCGGUGGGUCUCAAACCUCGAGGGAAACACUAUGUGUGUGGCUCGGUUGCUGCUUUUACUAACAUCCUCAUCACCUUCCCCAUCCAGAAGGUGCUGUUCCGGCAACAGCUGCAUGGCCUGCGAGCCACCGAGGCAGUACGUCAGCUUCAAAAAGAAGGUUUACGAACCCUGUACCGUGGUCUGCUGCCUCCACUGUUGCAGAAAACCAUUACAGUAGCUCUCAUGUUUGGCCUAUACGAGGACUUUUCACGGCUGCUUUUAGAUCACGGUGGGUCUUGCGGCGCUCCCGAAAUUCUCACGCGCAGUGCAGCGGCGUUUCUGGCCGGCACGGCUGAGGCAGCCCUGACCCCAUUUGAGCGUGUGCAGACACUGCUUCAGGAUCACCGACACGCAGGGCGCUUCCGCAACACGGCACAUGCUUUUGGCACGCUGCUACGUGAGCAUGGAGUGAGCGAGUGCUACCGUGGCCUGAUUCCUGUGCUGCUGCGCAACGGGCCCAGCAACAUGCUUUUCUUCGGACUGCGUGGUCCACUCAGGCGACAGCUGCCUGAAGCCCAUACCCACGCUGGGCACAUGGUGAACGACUUUGUGUGCGGCGGGCUGCUGGGAGCCGGACUUGGCGUCCUCUUCUAUCCGCUGAAUGUGAUGAAGUCCCGGGCACAGGCGCAGGUCGGAGGUGCGUUCGUGCCCUGCACCCAGGUGCUCCUGACAGUGUGGAGGGAGCGGGGCAGAAGAGUGGUGAUGCUGUUCCGUGGUGCGACUCUCAACUACCACCGCUCAUUGCUAUCAUGGGGCAUCAUUAACGCAACAUACGAAAUGCUGCUUAAAGUCAUAUGAGGAGGAGGCGAGGCAUGAGGAGAGAAGGGAGCAAGGAACGCUCAUGCAGGAUGCUUCUCAUCAGAGCUGACGAUAUUUCUUCUUUGCCACAGCACAGUUUUGGAGUUCGAGGGCACUGCCAUUUCCUUUUGUAUUCACUCACAGAUUUAACAGGGAUAUGUUUAUAAAGAAAGAAAGCUAAUCUUGUUCUGUUCCCUGAAAUGUUCAUUCACGUUUUGUCAAAAUUCGAUAGAACAACCACUGCCCCCUUGUACCCUCAUUGGGAAGUGGCUUAUAUGGCUUGGAGAUGGGACUCAAGAUUAAGUGUUACAUGAUAUGAACAGCAUUAUCUAUGGAAAAACUUGUGAUUAUUUGUAUUGACCCUAAUUAAACACACACUUUGUUGCUUGGACCAGA
Molecule: messenger RNA, 1543 nt
Organism: Ictalurus furcatus (blue catfish)
Lineage: Eukaryota; Metazoa; Chordata; Actinopteri; Siluriformes; Ictaluridae
Gene: slc25a51b
Product: solute carrier family 25 member 51b
Exons: 2
Coding region: 203-1147 (314 amino acids)
Source: RefSeq, a predicted model, not a curated record